This is a messenger RNA of Schistocerca piceifrons (Central American locust), 7129 nucleotides long. RefSeq names its product ankyrin repeat domain-containing protein 50. The transcript is spliced from 25 exons. The record is from RefSeq and is a predicted model, not a curated record. Bases 1 to 4779 code for a protein of 1592 amino acids. NCBI's taxonomy places the organism in Eukaryota, Metazoa, Arthropoda, Insecta, Orthoptera, Acrididae. Gene Ontology annotation, molecular function: protein binding.
AUGAGUCCGGGCACGGGCAAGACGGCGCUGUGCCGGGAGCUGGUGUGGCCGCGCGCGGGCCCCUCCGGGCGGCAGCAGCGCGCGCUGCGCCGCCGGCUGCUCGCCUUCCACUUCUGCCAGGCGGCCGACGAGGCGACGCUGGCGCCCGCCAACUUCGUGCGCGCGCUCGUCGCGCAGCUCCUGGCGCGCUCGCAGCCGCCGCCGCCCGCGCCCGCCGACGCCGCCACCUCGCCCUCGUCGCCGCACCUGCCCAAGGCGUUCGGCGCCACCGCCGACGGAUACGCAGAGAAGGUGCGCACGGACCCCGAGAUCGUGGCGGCGCUGCGGCCGGAGAGCGUUGAGCGCGACCCUGACGAGGCCCUGAAGCGUGCCGUGCUGUUCCCGCUGCUGGAGCUGGAGCCGCCGCGGCACGCGCUCUUCCUGCUCGUCGACUCCAUCGACGAGGCGCAGACCUCCUCCGCCGGCGGCUCCUCGCUGGCCUCGGGCGGCGGGGGCGGCGGGGGCGGCAGUAACAGCAGCAGCGCGCGCCGCGGCAGCGCGGGCGGGGGGCCGUCGCGCACCGUGGCAGAACUGCUCGCCGCCACGCACCACCUCUUCCCGCACUGGCUCGCCCUCGUCUGCACCGCUCGCAGGCACAGCCGCGCGGUGGCGCGCCUGUUCGCGGGCUUCCGGCGCAUCGCGCUGGACGACCUGCGCAAGUCGCAGGUGGUGCGCGACGUCCAGCAGUACAUCCUGGCGCGGCUCGACCAGGAGGACGCGCUGCGGCAGCACAUCAGCCGCGACACCGCCGAGAUGCUCAACCAGCUGCACAUCAAGAGCAACGGCUGCUUCCUCUACCUCGAGAAGGUGCUCGACGGCGUCGCUGAGAACUUCAUCGUGCUCAGGGAGGUUCGCGAAAUACCGGGAACUCUGAAUGGCCUGUACCUGUGGCUGUGCCAGCGGCUGUUCAGCAGGAAACAGUUCGCCAAGGUUCAGCCACUGCUCAAUGCAAUGCUAGCUGCGAGGCGGCCUCUGUCCCACGACGCGCUCUUCCGGUGUGUGAGGGUGCACAACUGCCAGAUCACGAGAGAGGACUUUGCUAGAAGACUGCACCUCUUGAGGAGAGUACUCGCACAGGGUGGCAGCAGCGGGAGCCCACCACAGCUCUUCCACCACAGUUUCGCCGAGUGGCUGCUCGAUGUGAAGCACUGCACGCAGAAGUACUUGUGCUCUGCUGCGGCGGGUCACGGCAUGCUGGCCGUGUCGCUCUCCCAGUUUGGGCGGCAGCUCCCCGUGGAGGAGGUCCCGUCAUUGGCCAUGCACAUGGUCCGGUCGCAGUGGCCGCCACCGCAGCCACAGCCGGCAGCACAGGUGCAGGCCCUGCCUGCUGGCCUUGACCCGCACACUGUGCUCGUGCUGUGGCUCAUUGACAGUGGGGCACCUGUUGAAGACUGUCUGUUAGAGGUUGAUGACGGAGACUACACAACAGCAAAUGCAUGGAGGACGCUGCCACUGCCGAAGGACAACAGGGUGCUGAGGCUCCUGGCAGAUGCAGGGGCCAGGGUGCCUACAGAGGAGCAAGUCCAUAGUGAUGCGGCCUUAUCGACAGCCUUAGACAUUAGUACCUUAGCUAUCAUAGAUAGCACGGAAGAUGUAGCACUUUCUAGUCAGAUAUCCGUAGAUGGCAACGCCAGCCCUCUACGCCCUAUCUCCCCCGUAGAUCCAUUGCUGGAACUACUGGGGGCAGACGGAGAUGUGAACCGAGCCGACUCUGGUGGCAGGACGCUGCUGCACGCCCUCGCUGCCGAGGGAGAUGCAGCUCUACUGGCGCUGGCAGCCGCCAGGCCUGGCGCUUGUCUGGAGGCGACUGACAGACAUGGCCAGACACCUCUGAAUCUGGCUGCGAGGCAUGGGCAUGCUGCAGUUGUGGCAGCCCUGUUGGCGGCAGGGGCGCGCGCGGACCAUGCAGACUGCGAUGGCUGGACAGCACUCAGGGCUGCAGCCUGGGGUGGUCACACUCAGGUUGUGGAAGCACUUCUGGCGCACGGUGCAGCUGUUGACUGUGCAGACUCUGACCAGAGGACAGCACUGCGAGCUGCCGCAUGGGGAGGACAUGAGGACAUCGUCCUGGCCCUGCUUCGACACGGUGCUGACGUAAAUCGAACAGAUGAUGAGGGGCGAACGGCCUUGAUUGCUGCAGCAUAUAUGGGUCAUUCUGAGAUAGUUGAGCAUUUGCUCGACUUUGGAGCAGAGAUCAACCAUGAAGAUGCUGAUGGUCGAACAGCACUGUCUGUAGCAGCUCUCUGUGUGCCUGCAAAUGAAGGAUAUGUGAAGGUAGUAAAUAUCCUCCUUGAACGUGGAGCUGCUGUGGACCACCAGGACAAAGAUGGAAUGACCCCACUGCUGGUUGCUGCCUUUGAAGGUCACAGGGAUGUUUGUGAAUUACUUCUGGAGUACGAGGCUGAUGUUGACCACGCAGAUCGAGCAGGUCGCACUCCACUGUGGGCUGCGUCAUCCAUGGGGCAUUCAUCGGUAGUGGAGCUGCUUCUGUUCUGGGGCUGUUAUGUUGAUAGCAUUGACCCUGAAGGGCGUACUGUGCUGAGUGUUGCUGCUGCACAAGGUGGCACCGAUGUUGUCCGGCAGCUGCUCGACAGGGGGUUAGAUGAACAGCAUCGAGAUAAUUCUGGAUGGACUCCAUUGCAUUAUGCAGCAUUUGAAGGUCAUAAGGAUGUGUGUGAAGCUCUCCUGGAGGCAGGAGCGAGGGUGGAUGAAGCGGACAAUGACGGGAAAGGACCGCUGCUGCUGGCCGCCCAGGAAGGGCACUCGCUGCUAGUGGAGAUGCUGCUCUCAGAGCAUGCUGCCCCUCCUGACCAGCGUGCACACGAUGGGAAAACUGCCCUCAGGUUAGCAGCAGUGGAAGGUCACAGUGAUGUUGUGAUCAGCCUUCUGGCCCACGGUGCUGAUGUUAACGUAUUAGAUGCAGACGGACGGAGCACUCUCUAUGUUCUUGCUCUUGAGAACAGAUUGGCCAUGGCAAGGCUGUUAUUAGAGGAGGGGAAUGCAGAUGUUGAAACAAGAGAUUCUGAGGGUCGUACCCCGUUGCACGUAAGUGCAUGGCAGGGACAUGCAGAAAUGGUGGCACUACUGCUGACUGUUGGAGGUGCAGAUGUUGAUGCCACAGACAAUGAGAACCGUACAGCACUGCACUCGGCUUCAUGGCAGGGACAUGCGGCCAUUGUGCAGCUGCUUCUGGAACAUGGGGCAAGACCUGACCACACGUGUAAUCAGGGGGCCACUGCACUAGGUAUAGCUGCUCAGGAGGGACAUGAAGGCUGUGUCCGUGCACUCCUAGAGCACGGUGCAGAUCCUAAUCACUCUGAUCGCUGUGGCCGCAACGCUCUACGCGUCGCUGCCAAGAGCGGUCAUGAGGGUGUCGUGAGACUCCUUGAGGAGUUUUCUAUUUCACACAGGACAUCACAAGCCAGAAGUACUAGUGGAGGUGGCAGCAGCAGUGCAACCUCGCUGACUUCGGGUUCAACAGCAGAGACGAAACCUUCCUCGGCGGUGCUGUGCCCUCCGGGGCCGGGGCCUUGCCGAAGUUGCUCACCUGUCGAGUCUCCGGACUCUGGCAAGCGGCGCUCCUUUGUGUCACUUGGUAACAACUCCAGCAACAGCAAGUCCAGCAGCAACUUCACUGGCUCUACAAAGAGCUCGCAGAGAUCCCAGGAGCCUGGGGCUGCUGGUGGUACGAGCACUGCUAGUACUGCUUUAGGAGCUCCGUCUACACCGAUGCAGCAUCCUCAACAUCAGGCUGUACUGUCAUUCACGCAACAACUACAACAGUGUUCGAGGGGUACGAGAACCCGCCCACUGAGCCGGCUGCUGUCACCACUGCAGUCGGAGCCCCAGAGCCCAAUCUACGCUUCACCGCCCCAUUCGCCUCUGAGUGACGUGGCGGUGCCUAGCUCUCCCCUUGCCCUGAACCCCGCAGCUCUUGCACCACAGCACCAGCAGUUGCCGCUUCAGCAGCAGCAGACAGGGCUGCACAAGGGAGGCCUGCUCACGACGACUGCAUCCCUAAUGGCAGAUUCGCACUUUGCACGUGACACGCACAUGAGGAUAAUUCUUGGUAACAGCUCAGGCACUGAGGGACGAGGACCUCCAGGUCUUCUGUCACCUCAGGUUGCAUCUGAAUGCACAAAUUCCAAGUUUGGUGGUGGGACUGCAUCCCCAAUGGCAGACUCGCCAAGUGACACGCACAUGAGGAUAAUUCUUGGUAAAAGCUCAAGCACUGAGGGACGAGGACCUCCAAGUCUUCUGUCAUCUCAGAUUGCAUCUGAAUGCACAAAUUCCAAGUUUGGUGGCGGGAACGCAUCCCUAAUGGCAGACCCCCACUUUGCACGUGACACACACAUGAGGAUAAUUCUCGGUAACAGUGCAAGUGCUGUGGGUCGAGGGCCUCCAGGUCUUCUGUCAUCUCAGGGUGCAUCUGAAUACACAAAUGCCAACUCUGGUGGCGGGUACAAAAUAUGGAAUGCUGGGAUGCUUCAAAAACAUGUCAAGAUAGGCACAAGAUCAUCACUUAUGAAGGCAACAGCAAAAGUCUGGCUGAAACACAGAAAAAGAGGACUACUGAAGCCACGGCGAAAUGGCAUUGUGACAAAUCCUGCCCUACGAAUUGUGGCAGGUGUGAAGAAUGGACUGGAUGCUGCAGCAGGGCGGAAACAUACCACAGCAGCAAGCCGUUUGCAACAACCGAAGAACAAUGGCUUUCAGUGGCGUAAGGAAACUCCCCUCUGAGAUGAUUGGUGAUCCCAGCUUUCUGUGAAAGAAGAGGAUAUAUAAAAUACAUAAUAUGUGACCUCUUGUCAAUACAACUGCCAUAGUCUUUGUAGACAGGGAAGUGUUUAUCUAGAGUGUGAAUGUAAAUAACAGCAAACCUUUGUUUUGUAUUUUUAUCAAGAAUAAUUUAAACUGGUCUAUGUUUAAGUAAAAUCAAAUCUGUUGUGAGCUCUCUUUAAGAGUGUUUCUUAUUUGUACAGCACAAUAGUCAUUAUUUUGUAGAUGUCGUUUUGCAAGCAUAGUUUUUAAGCUGUGUUUAGAAGACUUAAAACUGGGUUUAGUGUGAAAUAAGCUUUGCCACAUGAACUUCAGUAUGUAAGGAGCAAUCUGAGAGUAAGAAACUUGCAGAUCUUGGUGUUGACUGGGCAUUUUUUUUAGAAGUGAAUGGGUAUGAAUACUCAUUGGUCUAAUACAUAACACAGUCUUAUAGGUUCCUAAGUGUCUGAGCUGAUGGUCAGUUAAUAUUUACCCCACUCUUCAUUUUUCAUUGGACCACUGACAUCAGUUGAAUAUGUAUAUAAUCUCAGUGAUCCAAGUGCAGUUACAUAAUUGAAAUCAGGAUAAUGAUUUCCUAAAUUAGCUUGUAGUUUGCCACUGUAAAUAGACAUCUAAUAAUGACAGUAAUUUUGUGUUUUGUGUUAUUUAUUGUACAAAUAGUGUUUUAAAUGCCUUUUAUGUCUGUGUAUUUGAUGUCGGUCCUUCUUUGCUAAUUUUCAUUUUCCUGGAAUUGUGAUAAAUGUUUUCAGCUCUUAUUUGGUGUUAGUAGAUGUUACUCCUAAUCCAGAUACCAUGUGAUAAAGUUUAGUAUACAUGUAUAGAAUUUAAAAGACAAAUAUCUGUUAAGAAUUAGAACUGUUAUUUACUUUAAAUUUUCAGAGACGAUUAAAGGAGUUGUGUAAAAAAACUAUAUAUAGACUAUUGUUAGCACAGUGUAUAAUUGAUAGUGUUGCAUAUAUUUGAGAAAGCCAAAUGUAAUUGAAAAACAUAAAUGUUAAGCACAUCUUAUUUAUUUGUGGUUGAAUAUACAAUUGAUCUCAUUCUUUUAUAGAAAUACAUGUUCUUUAUAUCAAGGAACACUGCUGACAUUGUGAUUAAAAAGUGCUGAAGUGCCAUUUAAGAAGCUAUAAAAUACAUGUAUUCUUCUCAAGCAUUACUAGAAUCUGAGGAACCAUCUAAAGCUCCAGUAAUUAAUGUCAAAUGGAAGCCAGUAAAAGAAAUUUUGUAUAAAGAGAUGACUCGCUGUGGAGAAAACAUUAAGAAAAAUCGGACAGCUUUUUGCACAAUUUUCGCAGCUUGAGAUGCUGUUGGAAGCUAGAGCCCAACUAAGCUUUACCCUGUGGAUCUAAAUUGCUUGGGCUGCGAAAAUGGUGAUAGAAAUCUUACUGUGCUGGAAGAAUGCAUGGACUAUUAGAUCCAUUGAUUUAUUGAUGGAAGUACGCUCUUGUACUGUUGGAGACUGAUGUAUUUUGACACUGAAAUUGUCCAGUAUCAUUGAAUUUUCAUUUGCCAAAUACUUUCACUAUGAAGAGAUGUAAAUAGCCAUAAUAUAAAGUAUAUUCCACAUCGGUGAUUUUUUUAUAAGAAUUAAACCUUAUACCUGAUUACAUUGUGUUACACCUACAGUUGAAUGUGUAUGAAAUAAUUGUACAUUAUUUAUUGUAAUUUUCUCUUGUCAAAAUUUGAUAUUCCUUAAAGCCCUUUUCCAUAAGGCAUUAAAAGAAAGGAGCUUCAAACCGAUGUAAAAUUAACCUGGUUAUUUCAGAAAAAAACAUUUGUAUUUUCAUGUGUAAAAUAACAACAUAAAUACAAGACUAUCAAAAUAGAAGGCAAUAAUAAUUUUUUGUAAUGUUUUGAAGUUUAACAUUGGUAUGACAGUAAAUAAUGAAGAUUAACAAAAAUUACAUUCCUGGAACAUCGGUCUAAGAAUGUAUCAAGAAUUGACUAUUACAUGUAGAAAAGAAAAUUACUUUUAAAAUAUGAAUGUAUUUUCAAUGAAGGUUGAAUGUUUUGUGAGAUGCUUAGGGGCCUACAUACAUAAUUACUGUAUUCUUGUCAUUAAUAUGAGCUGCCAAGCAAAUGUAUUACUACUACUAUUAUUAUUACUGAUAUUAGUUGGAAAAAUCUUUUUUCCUGAAGUUGUUUAUUUUUGUUACUGAAUUUUGAUCUGUUUCUUUUGAAUUUCUGCUAAUUUAAGUCAUGAGGAAAUAUAACCAUUUUGUAAUUUAUGUACUUUAUGUACGCUGUGGAACAAUGCUUUGAGAAGAUAAGAAAGAAACUACCUUGUGUUGUAAAAGUCAUGGCUGAAACA